CUACCACAUUUGCACCAUCUUGGGUGGAACAAUUCAAAAUAAAGAUAGCAGAAUGUGUAAAAGAUCUGGUCAACAGAUAUAAGCAAGUUCAAAGAUAUCGAUCGAGGAGACGACCUUGUCAGAGGCUUCUUUAUUAUGAAAGUUCAUAACAGGUUACAUGCAGGGGAGACAGAUGGAAAGGACGCGGGGGUAUACAGAUCAGCGACGGGCCGUUUGCGCGCCAAAGCGCUUCGUCAGGCUGGAUGCAAAGAACUAAAACCAGGGAAGAAACACACGUACAGGAGAUAUUCUACAAGCUUGUCAUGAAAAAUACUACAACCAGCAAUAAAGGUCCCAGGUGGUAAUAGUUAUCAUGUUUUCUCGGGGUGAAGAAGAUGUAUAUAGAAAAGAGGUAUCGCAGGGUGAGCUAUAAGGGGACUAGGAGGCUAGAGAUCGGAUAAAAGUACAAUCUCUAUAGAUUGAGGGCGUAGAGGAAGUUUUCAUUCCUUUCUGGUGACGCCACAAGUGAAGAAGGAGGAAACGCCAUCAGCCAGUUUUCUUUCCAACUCUACUACAGUUUUGUGUUUCCAGUUCCCAUGAAGACCUCUGUUUUUCCGAUAGAACCCUUGAGCAGAAAGUGUCAGAUGAAGGACUGAAAAGGACGGAGCUGCAUGUGGGGAUCACACAAGGACACUUCUCUCAUGGAUGUUCGUAUUAAUUCGGAAUAUGGUGACACCACUCAACGCAUCAUCCAGUUUUGAGCCAUUUUCGAGGACUGAGGAAGAUAAUCCAUGAUCUGGUGAACUAAACUCCAGGCCAACUCUUCAGGAAGAAUGAAAUUUCCCUUGGUCAUCGUGGUGUUUGGAGUUCUUUUUGUCUCCGUAGUGACCAGUUUUGGGUUUAGAAAUUGCAUUCAGAGGUACGAAAACCUCAACACUUUCACCUGCAUAAACCGAGGUGAACUGACAAUAAACAGUGUUGUGUCUGACAUUCCUAAUAUCGCUAAGUACCUCACUAUAUCAGAAAAUAUCAUCAAAAUGUUACCCAAUGGAAGCUUUCGCCACCUGCCUCAGCUUGAGAACUUGAACCUGAGUAUGAACUAUCUGCAGACUGUUGAACCAGAGGCCUUUGAACACUUAAAUGUUUUAACGCAUAUAAACUUGUCUCAUAAUAACAUAUCCACUUUAUCCCUUGGAGUUUUUAAAGGACUUGAAAAGUUAUCCCAACUCUACCUACAUAACAAUUCACUUGUCUUCAUACAUCCUGAAGCCUUUAAACCUCUUUUUAGUCUAAAAAGUCUAAAUUUGUCAGCCAACCAAUUGAACAAUUUCAGUAGUGUUGUUCAUGCCCUUCAGCCACUGAAACAACUCACGAAUCUUAGCUUGUGUGACAAUAAUAUCGGCCAUCUUGCUCACGCCUAUUCACUUCCAAUAAGUUUGUCCACACUGUUCCUCUGCCAAAAUCACCUACAAGACUUGAAAUGCCACCAAGAUCUUUUUGCGAAGAUCAAAUAUCUUGACCUUUCCUACAACAACCUCACCCAUUCCUGCUUGCAAAACGUGAACCUAAGUCAUAUAAACUAUUUAAACAUAGUAUCUAACCCUAAUUUCGACAUUCUGACAUUUUUGGAGAAUCCCACAAUACCACCUGAGAGGAUCGACUACUCGGGAUUAAAUUUAAACACUUCUAAAAAAUUAUCUGUAAUGUGUUCCUACUUAAGAGGCAAAGAUAUUUCUCACUUAAAUUUACUCCAGAACAACAUCAAGCUUUUGCCAAACAACACAUUAGAAAAUUGUAGUUCGAGUGUCAUGGUGGACCUAUCAUACAAUAGGCUUAAAAAUGUGAGCUGCUUAAGGUUCCUCAAGCCCUCCAACUUUUCGUCUUUUACCAUUGAACAUAACCUCUUAAAAAAGUUAACAUCCUGCAACAAGGUGCCCACUUUCCCGAAGCUGAAGUCAAUAUCUUUUCGAUACAACAGAAUAUGGGCAGUGGAAUCUUAUGCAUUUACCUAUGCGCCUAAUUUAGAGGAGCUAAAACUGAACAUUAACAAUAUUAUUUUUUUGGGAUCAAAUGCUUUUCAUGGAUUAUGGAAUCUCAGUACUUUGCGUCUGGAUAACAACCUGAUAACAGAUUUGUACAUGAGUAACUUUUGGGGUUUAAGAAAUCUGCAGACUCUGAAUCUCCGGAAUAACAGGGUGUCUGUCAUUUUUGAAAAAGUAUUCAAGGGUUUGGAGAAUUUGAUCAUAUUGGAUCUUGGAGGCAACAAGAUUACGCAGGUUAAAAAUGGGUCAUUCUUUGGAAUGAAAAGUCUUUCAAAUCUGUAUCUGGAUUCCAACCAGAUUGCAAAAAUUUGUGGGGAUAUGUUCCAUGGCGUGGAGACAACAUUACAGGUGUUGGACUUAGCGUCAAAUAAGUUGCGUUAUCAAUCUUCCCAAAAAUAUUAUUCACCAUUCUCUAAACUUCAUAAAGUCUAUGACUUAAAACUUAAGAGUCAACAGCCAUAUGGUCUAACAGCCAUUCCCAAAGGCUUCUUUAAAGGCCUGGACUCCCUAAAAUCUCUGUCUUUGGGAAAUAACAGACUGACCCAGUUAGGGGUCAAUGUGUUUGAUGAUCUCAGAAAUUUGAAAUUUCUCAGUUUGUCAGAGGACUGUAAUGGAAUUCAAAACCUUUCGCCUGGAAUUUUCAAAAACUUGGGCAACCUAACAGUCUUGGACCUGGAAAAUAUGUGUAUACAGUCUUUAAACUCAGAGAUCUUCUCAAACCUUACCAAUCUAAAAAGACUCCAGCUAACAAAGAAUGGGUUAAAACAUAUAGAAGUAAAAAUAUUUGAUAACUUGACCAACUUGCAAUACCUGGAUAUAUGGAAGUGUCCCCUGACAUGUACCUGCAAUAAUCAGGAUCUCAAAAGGUGGAUGAUGACGUCAAAAGUGCAAGUUGUGUAUUUGUAUAAUAUGACGUGUAGCCAAAACCACCAUGAGCUCUUCCUUAACUUUGAUACCCAAGUAUGUGACCAUAAAGAGAGGCUAGCAUUUUUUUGCUCUUCUUUCUUCUUUUUGUGCCUCUUGAUGAUCAUACCCAUAGUAUACAGCAAAUCCUACUGGCGCCUCAAAUAUAACUACUUUCUUUUCAUCUCAUGGCUAAAUGUACGCUGGAAUUCUAGCAAGGAUCUCUACAAGUAUGAUGCCUUUGUAUCCUACAACACUCGGGAUGAAGACUGGGUAUAUGAAACAAUGCUACCCAUGCUAGAGAGAUAUCAUUCCUCAAAAAGACUUAGGCUUUGUCUUCACCAUCGAGACUUCCAACUAGGUAGAGACAUUAUAGACAACAUUGUGGACAGCAUUCACAACAGUCGAAAGACCCUCUGUGUGGUGAGCAGGAGCUACCUGCGAAGUGAAUGGUGUUCCCUAGAGAUGCAGUUGGCCAGCUAUAAGUUGUUCGAUGAAAUGAGGGACGUUCUUGUUUUAAUAUUUUUGGAGGAUAUUCCAGACCGAGAGCUUUCCACCUACCACAGGAUGAGAAAGGUCAUGCUGAAGAAGACUUAUAUCACAUGGCCAAAAGAACCUGAGGCUCAGAAGUUAUUUUGGGCCAAAGUCCGAACAGCAUUGAAGGGUGGUGACUUACAAGAUGAUGAAGAUGACUUAUUAACUAGUGAUGACCAAGUCCCCUUCAUAUCAAACUGAACCUCACAGCCACUGUAUCGGUAUAGUGUGUUGUGAAGAGAUGUGUUAACGUGGCUAUUAUGUUAGGACUUGAUAUGAUAGGAAUUUCAAUAAAGGAUUCAGAUAUAAGAUCUAUUCUUUUCAUAUACAUCUCACUUAGGAACAGGUUACAGCAACACUUUUAGGUUGUGUCUGCUAUUGGAGCUAAGUUCUAUGCAGGUAAAUGGAGCUAAACUGCGAUACCAGCCAGUGCUCUUGGACAGGACAUUACAGUCCAAUCCUUUCUGCAUUGUUUCUUGUAUUUCUAGGAAAAUACAA
Molecule: messenger RNA, 3956 nt
Organism: Hyla sarda
Lineage: Eukaryota; Metazoa; Chordata; Amphibia; Anura; Hylidae
Product: toll-like receptor 13
Exons: 8
Coding region: 813-3659 (948 amino acids)
Biological process (GO): immune response; inflammatory response; toll-like receptor signaling pathway
Cellular component (GO): membrane
Molecular function (GO): transmembrane signaling receptor activity; protein binding
Source: RefSeq, a predicted model, not a curated record